AUGGUAAUGAAACUUGUACCUUUCAACGAAGCAAUGCUAAUCACGCUCCAACCCCUACAACAGGAAACCUGUAUCACACUGAAGGACCACGACAAUCACUCGGUCGGCAUAAUAUCGAUGAAGGUCAAUGGCAUCCAGUUUCAGUGUCGGAAGAACAUCGAGUUUUUCACUCGAGAUCACCACCUGACCGUUCACCGAUGCUACUCUGCAGGAAGCUGCAAAGAAGAUGCAUGCGAAAACACGUCAGCAACCGAUAAAAUCAAGGAAUUUUCGUUCACAGCAAACAACAGUCCUGGGUACACGUUCUGUUCACAAAGUUGCGGAUGUCUAACAUGUGAUGGCUGCUUCUUCUGCCAACCGAGCUGCCUUUUUUACAGGAUUUUCGCUGUACCAACCACUACAACAGUGUACACUAUCUUCACAUGCCCUACUUGGGAAGUCGUUGUCAACAUGGAAGUAACGGUUCGUCAAGAAGACUCCACUACAUCAAACACAAUCCAGCUUCAUCCGGGACGAACCGCCAUAUGGAACAAUCUCAGAUUCAGUCUCAUAGGGACAAUUGUUCACAACUACCAAUAUUAUCUUCGACAUUCGCAGAAACGGACUAUUCCACCUCAAUUGUUAAGCCUUUUCAUCGAGGACAGCUCACACCUCACAGCGCCGGACAAUUGCAAUGCUCUACAACAGCACGCAGAUCUGUUCAACUGUUCGUUCUCCCAUAAUGCGUGCAAAUGCACUCAUGGUCUGCACAAGGCGUCAUGUGUCUGCAGUCCCGGUAGCGUCGCAGAUCUCAUGCAACAAUCGCCACUACCACAGGCUUCCAAGAACUACAUCAUCUUCUCCGAGAACAAAAAUAUAUUCGCCAAAAUCAAUGUUGGAUCGGCUCUACAAAUACACUUCGUAGCCGAAAACAUGAAGGUAACAAGUCGUCAAUCGAACAGCACCUGCACCAUCGAAGCGAGCGAUCUCAUUGGAUGCUAUAGUUGUAUCGCAGGCGCUGAGCUGGCUCUCUACUGCCAAUCCAGUGAAGGGGAAGUCAUAGCAAGUAUCGAAUGCCUCUCUCAGACGCAGAUAGCACGCUGUACUCCAGCAGGAUACAUCAGCACUCUCAUCAAUUCCACUUCGACACUUCCACAAUCUCUACUGAAUGCAAAGCUUCUUGCCCAGGAGAAAUCACGCCCUUUACAAUGA
Molecule: messenger RNA, 1191 nt
Organism: Cooperia oncophora
Lineage: Eukaryota; Metazoa; Nematoda; Chromadorea; Rhabditida; Trichostrongylidae
Source: the annotation of a GenBank genome assembly